AAUCAUCCAAUAAAACAGCGAAACGGAAGGAAACAAAGUGUACCAAGGAGAACUUGAGCAAUCUGCCUCUCUUACACGUGUUUCUGCGGCUGAUGAAACGUGGAGCCUGAUGCCCAGCAAAUCGAAGAAAAUUCACAAGGUUACAGAUAAAAAACAUCACCUGUCAACACACGCUUGUGCGCCAGUUUCUCUGUAGCCGUUAGUCUUCACACGCUGCUAUGAAGUACAUUCUUGUGACGGGUGGUGUGAUAUCUGGUAUUGGUAAGGGCAUCAUUGCCAGCAGUGUGGGAACAAUCCUCAAGUCCUGUGGCCUUCACGUCACAGCCAUUAAAAUCGACCCCUAUAUCAAUAUUGAUGCUGGAACCUUUUCACCAUAUGAGCAUGGUGAGGUAUUUGUUCUCGAUGAUGGCGGGGAAGUGGAUCUGGACUUGGGGAACUAUGAGCGUUUCCUGGACAUCCGUCUCACCAAAGACAACAACCUCACCACUGGAAAGAUUUACCAGUCGGUAAUCAACAAGGAGAGGAGAGGAGACUACCUGGGCAAGACUGUGCAAGUGGUACCCCACAUCACAGAUGCCAUCCAGGAAUGGGUAAUGAGGCAGGCCAGGAUUUCAGUGGAUGACGAUGGUGUAGAGCCUCAAGUUUGUGUUAUAGAGCUGGGAGGCACAGUCGGGGACAUUGAGAGCAUGCCCUUCAUCGAGGCCUUCAGACAGUUCCAGUUUAAAGUGAAGAGGGAAAAUUUCUGCAACAUCCAUGUCAGCUUGAUACCACAACCCAGUACCACAGGAGAGCAAAAAACCAAACCAACCCAGAACAGUGUCCGAGAGCUCAGAGGGCUGGGCUUGUCUCCAGAUUUGAUUAUGUGCCGCUGUUCAACGCCCCUAGAAACAGCUGUCAAGGAGAAGAUCUCCAUGUUUUGUCAUGUGGAGCCCACACAGGUGAUCUGUGUCCAUGAUGUGUCAUCAGUCUACAGAGUGCCCCUGCUGCUGGAGAACCAGGGUGUUGUGAGCUACUUCUGUCAGCGGCUGAACUUGCCUGUCGAGAUGAGGCCCAGAAAGAUGCUCACAAAGUGGAAGGAGAUGGCUGAUAGAUCUGACCGUCUCCUGGAACAUGUCUCCAUAGCCCUGGUGGGGAAGUACACAAAGCUAUCCGACUCCUACACCUCAGUUAUUAAGGCCCUUGAGCACUCAGCCCUCGCCAUUAAUCACAAACUAGAGGUCAAGUACAUAGACUCUGCAGACCUGGAGAGUACCACUCUGCAAGAUGAGCCAGUGAAAUAUCAUGAGGCCUGGCAAAAACUCUGCAGUUCUCAUGGUGUGCUGGUACCAGGAGGUUUUGGUGUGAGAGGGACUGAAGGCAAGAUGCAGGCUAUUAGCUGGGCGAGGAAACAGAAUAAGCCAUUCCUGGGGGUAUGUUUGGGCAUGCAGCUGGCAGUGUGCGAGUUCGCCCGCAAUGUUCUUGGAUGGGAAGAUGCAAACUCCACAGAAUUUAAUCCCGAAUCCAAACACCCUGUGGUGAUUGACAUGCCAGAGCACAACCCAGGGCAGAUGGGUGGGACUAUGAGGUUGGGAAAGAGGCGGACAAUUUUCAAAUCUAACACCAGUGUACUGAGAAAACUGUAUGGAGAUUUGGAAUAUGUUGAGGAGAGGCACAGACACAGAUUUGAGGUGAACCCUGAGCUUAAGCACCACUUUGAAAAGAAGGGUCUUCAGUUUGUUGGUCAAGAUGAGGAAGGAGAGAGAAUGGAGGUCAUUGAAUUGGAGGGCCAUGGUUACUUUGUUGGAGUGCAGUACCACCCAGAGUUCACCUCCAGACCCAUUAAACCUUCUCCUCCAUACUUUGGUCUCCUGCUGGCCGCUGCAGGAAAACUCCAGAGCUACCUGGCCAAGGGCUGUCGCCUCUCUCCACGGGACACAUACAGCGACCGCAGUGGCAGCAGCUCUCCUGAAGUUGAGAUCUCAGAGCUGAGGUUCCCCUCUUUGUAGUUGUGUUGUUAGUGUCACUUACGCAGAUAAAUGCAGAGCCCCAAAAAAUUCUGGUCUGCCCUUAACUGAUGUUGCAAAACCAAAAUAUGUGUUAAACUGGUUUCACACUCUGACUUGUACAACAUGUUAAUAAUUUUUACUCUAAAUAUAUUAUGCCCUCAGCGAUUGUGUAUAGGGUUGUCUUACCAGUAUCUCUGUUGGUGCUUUAGAGUUGCUGCAAUAAGCAGAUGACAGAAUAAAAUGUAAAAUGUAUAAAAUCUGUAGAGAACAGGAGAAAAAAGAGUACAAAAUCAGUGGGGAAGAUGGCACCCUUAUCAGUAUAUUUGGGCAAACAUAUCAAGAAGUGUAUUUUCCAGUUAGGUAUAGAAAGCAUAGCAACUUUGACGCUCCGCUAAGGUGGGAAUUAGGGUCCCUGCAAUCAGGUUUUUCAAUCAAUCCAGUCCAGUGUAUGAAAAUACUGACAAACACUGACUUUGUACAGUAAUUUUGCUUGUGUAUUGUGACAAGCAUAUCAUUGAUACAUUUCCUUCUUAAAAGUGUUCGUUAUUGUCUGUCUCACAAUUUUUUGUUUUAAUGUAUUUUUUCCUUUCCAACAACACUCACUCAGGGUUACUACAUCAAAGUACUACAUGUCAUUCUGGUGGGGUGUGCAUGAAUUUUUCUGUUGUUAUGAGGUACACUGUUUUAAAUAUUAGUCAAUAUCACCAGGGUUUUAUUUUCUGCAUGAAAAUUGUUAUAGGAAAACUUGUGCUGUUGUAAGUUUUUAUUCCUUAACACAAACUCACCAGCUCAGGUGGCGUGGCUAUUUUUCGUUUAAGACCUUUUAGCAAACACAACUUUGAACUCCAUUGGCUUUUACUGUGAUAUCUGACCCAUAGCUUCCUAAAAUGAAAUAUACUGAUACAGUCAUCUGACAAUCCAGCCAACUUUAAGUGACUGUUGAGUCAACAGUGUGAAUUGGAAAUGCAAGCUUGGCAUAUGAAAACUGAUGUCAUAAAACUUAAGCUAAGACCUAAAUUUGAUCCCAAAGCAUCAGUGGUAGCCAGCUGUAAAUGAUAAGCAUCAAGCUUCCAAGUUACAUUUUUUUGCUUCAAGUCCUGUAAAAUUGACAUUGAUUGUUAAAUUAUUCCUGCCAGUGCAUCCAUUUAUUUGUUGGUGACCCAAAUGUGUGGAAAACAUAACAUAUUUUUUAUAUUUAUUAAGUCUAGCGUGUGCGUGAUGCAAUAUGUGCAUUUAUUCUGAAUAAAUACAAUUUUAUUUCUCAUGACAAUCUGGCCUUUAUUCUAGUUGAGCUGUGAAGCUCAUCAUAGUGAGUUCUGCUCUGUGACAGCAACACUAAAAAGUCAUGCAUAGUUGUCCCCACACCCUCCAUUAAAAACCUCUGUUUUCACUGAU
Molecule: messenger RNA, 3380 nt
Organism: Lates calcarifer (barramundi perch)
Lineage: Eukaryota; Metazoa; Chordata; Actinopteri; Centropomidae
Gene: ctps1b
Product: CTP synthase 1b
Exons: 18
Coding region: 219-1985 (588 amino acids)
Biological process (GO): CTP biosynthetic process; pyrimidine nucleobase biosynthetic process
Cellular component (GO): cytoophidium; cytoplasm
Molecular function (GO): CTP synthase activity; identical protein binding
Source: RefSeq, a predicted model, not a curated record